Molecule: messenger RNA, 2102 nt
Organism: Diuraphis noxia (Russian wheat aphid)
Lineage: Eukaryota; Metazoa; Arthropoda; Insecta; Hemiptera; Aphididae
Gene: Pex3
Product: peroxisomal biogenesis factor 3
Biological process (GO): protein import into peroxisome membrane
Cellular component (GO): peroxisomal membrane
Molecular function (GO): protein-macromolecule adaptor activity
Source: RefSeq, a predicted model, not a curated record
AAUGGAGUAAUGGACUACAUAUUAAUAUUUAUAUAGAUUAUAGAUAUAAAUUAAAAUUAUAAAGAAUUAUUCCGUGACGGUGAACCUCAUAAUAUCGUAUGUUAAUUUAUAUUGUCUAAUUCAUACGGUCGUAUACUCGUAUGUAUAAUAUUAUGGUCGUUCGCGAAUAAUUUACGCUCGUGCUUAUAGUUUUUUACGAGGUUUUUUAUCUAUGUAUUCAAACAAAUCAAAUUCGUAAAUUGUGUACUAGAUUUUAGAACAAGUUAUAUGGUAUUUAGUUUUGAACAUUCGAUUUUUAAGUGUUAUUAUAAAUUUGAAUUGAAAGUUUAAACGUAAUUACUUAUAUUUUGUUCGCAUAGUCAUUUUAUACAUUAAYAAUGUAUGACUCUAUAAAAAAAUUUGUUUCACGACACAAACGUAAAUUAAUAAUCAGUGGUGCAUUGUUUUGUAGUACUGCGUAUGUAGUUUACACUUUAAAAAAAAAAUUAGCAGAAAAAAAAGAAAAAGAAAGCCGGGAAUAUCUGGAACGAAGUAGACGUCAACAGCACUAUGAAGCUACAGAAAACACUUCUAACCGUAUGAUAACUGAAUUCGUUAAAAAACUUCAUGUUAAAUAUUUUUCAAAAAAUUUACGCAUUGAAAAUAUUAUUGAUAAAUUGAAGAAGCAAAAUGAUUUGGAACUUUGGGAAGAAAUGAAAAUAUGUGUUUUUACUAGAGCAUGCUUACUUGUUUAUGCUGAGACUAUGAUGGUAAUAACAUUGAAAAUUCAACUCAAUCUCCUUGGAGGUCUUGUAUACAAAAGUCUAUCUCAAGAUUCACCUCCUAUUUGUUCAAAAACUCAAGAAGAUUAUUUGUUAAAUUUUAGUUAUUUCAUUGAAAACGGUAUUCGACGUCUAGAAGAAUAUUUACAAAGUAAAGUUAUUAAGUAUGUACAGCAAGUUCCUAUCCAAGAACAGUACAAUUUACAGGAAUUAGAAAAACUAUUUUUCCUCAUACAAACUGAAAUUGCUAGUGAUACUGAUAGUCCUUUUCGAUGUAUAGAUUCAUACAUGUUAAACCAAAUGCCACAAGUGCGAGAAGCACUAUUACAAGACAUGGUAAAUGAAACUCGAGAACUAUUAAAAAAUGAUGAGAUCAUUUCAAUAGCUCGUUACUGCACAUCUCAUAGUUUUAGUAAAUUAAUGGAUGCUAUUACUGUAAAUACGCCUAAUCGUUCAGUAAAUUUACCUACUACUGUGAAAAUGCCAUUUGCCAAGUGGUUACCAAUUGUUGAUAGAUCAACCAAAGUGACGGAAAGUGGAGACUGCACUUUAAAACAAAAUGUUCACUUGGAUGGAAAAGUCAAAGUGCUUAGUGCAAAUGUGUAUGAGGCAUUUUGCUCUGCUUAAAUGUAUUUAAAGGUUUUUUUUUAAAUAGUAUUUCAUGAACUUGUUUUGUUUUGUCACUCAUAUAAGUUAUGUAUGGAUAUGUAUUUUUUUUACUCAACUGAUAUUUAAAUUCUAACAAAUGUCAAAUUUAUUCAACCAUGUAUUUAUAUUUGGGAAAGUUGUGAAAUUGUUUUAAUCUAACAGCAUUUAUAUAUAUAUAUUAUAUAUAUAUAAAUUAUUUUGUAAUAUUGCCAUAUUUUAUGAAAUGUAAUUAAGAUCUAUUCAUCUGUAAUGCAUGAUGUUAUGCUGCAUUAAAAUCUUAUUGAGUUUCACUCGGUGUUCCAAGAAAUGUAUAAUGUGUUUWAUUUCUUUAAGUAUUAAUUUUUUUUUAAUCUAAAACAAGAUAAGUUUUACUUGUAAUAUUACCAUUUUAUUUCUACCAGAAGACUGGGUGGGAAUGGUUUAGCACAAUACUGCUACUUGGUUCCCUAGUAAGUUGUAAUAUUAUCUAGAUUCAUACUUGUAUCUACUCAUAGGUAUAUAAUAUAUUAAGACAAUUUAAAUAAUAAAUUGAUAACAAUAUUAAUUUUAAUAAUCAACUAAAGCAUGGUUGUAGCACAGAAUAGAUUAAAUUUAAUUUAAUCUAUUCUGUGGUUGUAGUUAGAUCAAUUGUUUAAAUACCUAGAUAAUUCCAUAUACUAACCAAUAUCCAUUUGCUAAAGUAAUAACAGAGAA